AUGCGAACCGAGAAAGGUAGAAGUGAUGCUAGCAAUGUGCUUCAGCCGAGCAAGCGUUCAAACAAGCAAGCCAGACCUUUCACUGGGCGCUCGCUGAGCAUAUUGGCGGCUACCUUGCUGCUCAUCAGCGUAUGGUCUCUUUCCUCCGCAAAAUUAAGCUCGUUCCGACUAUCUUCUCAGUUUGUAUCUCUACCGGACCGAUAUGUCAUCUGCUCACCGAACGAACGAGGUGUGCUCCAUUUGAGCUCAUCGGACUCUUCGCCCAGGUCCAUCUAUACUGGAGACGACCAGCACUUCGCACAGCAUGAGGGCUUUACCCAAUGCGUCGGUGUUGCUGACGGGGUCAUCACGCACGUCGGAGAAGAGGAAAAAGUCAUUGCUGACAUCUGUGGUCAUCCAGAUGCUGCCAGCCGAACAGGUCAACAGAGAUGGCGCGGCCCACGUAGCAACAAAGCAACACGCCUCAACCGAAAUAGCAAUGCGAAGAAUGGCGGAGCGCUACGCAGGAAGGACAAAUGCGUUGUACGCCGGCUCAAAGCAGGACAGACGCUUUUUCCAGGAUUUCACGAUGCUCAUGGUCACAUUCUCGACUAUGGCUGGUCCCGUACUGUCGUCAAUCUAGUCGGCUCCAUGUCGGUCCAAGAAGUGAUUGAGCGUCUGGAGGAAUACGUGCGAUCGCGCCCGCACCUGAUGGCGUUUACUCUUGCGGACGAUGCAAGCGUUGUCAAAACGACUACUCUGCCCUGGAUCGAAGGCAUUGGCUGGGAUCAGACGAAAUGGACGCCGGCCAAAUUCCCCACCGCGGCUGACCUAUCUCGCUCCACCCUUCUGCGACGCUUUCCCAUCUUGCUUCGCCGCGUCGAUGUUCAUGCCUUAUGGCUCAGUGAAGUUGGACUGGAUAUGAUUGUUCGCGGCGCUACGGGUUUUCCUGGAUCUCCUGAGGAGGACGGCAAAGUCGAAGGAGAGCUCGUUGUGCGCGACGAGGAAGGAAAGCCAACAGGUAUUCUCAUCGACAAUGCGAUGAACUUUGCCUACCAGGUGGUGCCAGAGUGGACGGACGAGCAACGAAGGAUCUUCCUCGAUGCUGCCACCGAAGGUCUGCUGCGUGUCGGAAUCACUGCUGUGGGCGAUGCAGCCACAGACCUCAAAGCUGCUGCUUUCUACAAGAAGAUGGAUGCAGAGGGUCAGCUACGAUUCCGAAUCUACUCGAUGCUUGCUUGUCCACCGGGCGAGCGAAGAUGCGCUCACCGGAUCGAGCAGAUCAAACUCAAAAUAACAGCUACACAGAAAAGCAACCAGAUGUUCACCUCGCGUGCAGUCAAGCUCUUCAACGACGGCGCAUUAGGCUCGUGGGGCUCAGCGAUGUGGAAUGAGUACUCAGACAAGCCUGGGGAGCGCGGUCUCCUUCUCAUUCCAGAGCAAGAGCUACCAGGAUUAGUGGAAUACUGGCUGGAGAAAGGAUGGCAAGUCUGCACGCAUGCUAUUGGAGAUCGUGCCAAUACGCUCACACUCGAUGCUUACGAGAACUAUCUCCGUUCCUAUCCUGGUGUUGCUGCAUCUUCCCUUCGUCCGCGAGUGGAACACGCUCAACUGAUGAAGCCUUCAGACUUGGACCGCUUCGCUCAGCUGAGUGUGAUUGCAUCGAUGCAGCCAACGCACUGCACCUCUGAUAUGGGCUACGUUGAAUCUCGCAUCGGUCACGAUCGCGCAGCUAACGGUGCCUACGCCUGGAAAUCACUGCUAAACGCUAAUGCCAGCCUCGCUCUGGGCUCAGACUUCCCGGUUGAGCUACCAGACCCUCUUCAUGGCAUCUACUCUUCCGUCACACGACUCAACGCACACGGCAACUCACCUCAUGGAAACGGCGGAUGGUUCCCACACGAGCGGCUCACGCGUCGAGAAGCACUCAAGGGGUUCACGCAAGAUGCUGCAUUUGCACAGUUCGAGGAGGACAUCGCUGGCAGUAUCAGUGCAGGCAAGCGGGCGGAUUUCACAUUGCUUGAUCGAAACAUUCUGGAUGAAGAGAACGUAACUCCCGCACUGCUGAGGGCUGCGCAAGUGGAUGCUACCAUUGUCGGCGGAAAGGUCGCAUUUGAUCGGUUCACCACGGCUGCACUGAUCACUGGUCAAGAGCACCGAAACGGCUUCGCCUGGCACCUCAGCGAUGCUGCACAAUACGUAGCAUCGACGAUCUACGCGCGUUUGUCCACUGCAUCGUUGACCUCAACAUCGACCAUCUGGGCAGCCCUCCUCUUCUGCCUUCUCUUCCUUUCCCUCCGUUCCAGCGAUCGAGAAGCGUACCAAUCGCUGUCCUGUCUAGCGCUCAACGUCCGCCCUCCCACCACAGCGUGGAUGAACAUGGGCUUUUGGACACCGCAACUCUCGCAGUCCGAGCUGGACUUUCCACUUGCGUGCCAGACUCUUGCUGAAGAGCUUUACGCAGCAGCAGGGGUGAAGCCAGGGAUGAAGGUGUUGGAUGUAGGAUGUGGAGCAGGGCAGUCGACGUUGCUACUGUUGGAAAAGUACAAACCGACAAUCUUGCAUGCAGUGACGAGCUUACCUGACGAGGCUGCUUUUGGGGCCGAAAGACUGCAGGCACGACUAAGCGGGGACGAGAAAUUUGGCGAGGGUACCCAGAUCAAGGUAUGGGCAGACGACAUCUUACAGUGGCUGAAGGAUGGUGAAGGAGGAGGAGAGAAGUAUGAUGUGAUCAUUGCCCUUGACUGCGCAUUCCACUUCAGCGAUCGAGCAGAGUAUAUCAAUUUGGCUGCAGAGAGACUGAACCCUGGUGGAAAGCUCGCAUUGUACGACUUGCUCUCGGCCUAUCCUGCCCCGCAACCAGGAGCUUCAGCGAACGUGCAGCUCGGCAACCCGCCGUACCCACGCGAAGCGCCUUCGCUGUCAAAGCGUUUCAAGCACUCCUUUACGUGCAUGCUUACAUCUGUCAAACAAGCUAAUCUGUGGUCAGUCGACCGCUACCAUUCCAUUCUUCGCGACCAGAGCUUUAAAGCAGACGACAUCAUGAUGCGCGAUAUCACAUCGGACGUGUUCCCUGGUUUUGCCAGGUUCUUGAAGAGCUUUGCCACUGAAGGAGCGGUGUGGAGGGGGGGUGGUUGGGCGAUGCGAAAGGGUUUGGGCUCAUUCGGUAAUGUGGUAAAGAGCUGGAGUGAAGAGGGAGGCUUGAUCCGGUGCUUCAUUGUCGUUGCUCAGAAAAAGGGCACAGGACAGUAA
Messenger RNA from Ustilago hordei, 3231 nucleotides. RefSeq lists its product as uncharacterized. NCBI's taxonomy places the organism in Eukaryota, Fungi, Basidiomycota, Ustilaginomycetes, Ustilaginales, Ustilaginaceae. Gene Ontology annotation, molecular function: hydrolase activity, acting on carbon-nitrogen (but not peptide) bonds. Bases 1 to 3231 code for a protein of 1076 amino acids. The transcript has a single exon. The record is from RefSeq and is a predicted model, not a curated record.